AUGGGACUACUCCGCUCCUUCUUUCUUAUCGCUGCUGUAGGCACCGCGUUUGCCGCCCCAGCUUGGGUCAACACAAACUCCACACUUUCGAAGCGGGAUCCUGGAUUUGCGUAUGGCACCGACAAGGUACGAGGUGUGAACCUAGGCGGUUGGUUGGUCCUAGAACCAUGGAUCACCCCGUCAAUCUUCGACAACACCGGAAAUUCCGCGAUCGUCGACGAGUGGACCUUUGGCCAAUAUAUGGAUUACGACACGGGCGCGAACAUCCUCUGGAACCACUGGGGUUCGUGGGUGCAAGAAUCAGAUUUUGAAGCCAUCGCCGCAGCCGGGCUGAAUCACGUGCGUAUCCCCAUCGGCUUCUGGGCGUUCGACACUUCUGGAGGGGAACCGUACUUCCACCUGAAUCAAUAUGAUUACCUUAAGACUGCUGUAGGCUGGGCGGGGAACUACGGCAUCAAGGUUCUCGUGGACCUGCACGGUGUACCUGGCUCGCAGAACGGGUACGACAAUUCCGGCGAACGGGGCAAUCCGAACUGGCAGAAUAAUGCGGACUACGUGACCCGCACUCAGGCAAUAAUCGCUACCAUGAGCAGCGACUUCAGUCAAUCGCAGUAUCAGGGCGUCGUUACCGCUAUCGAGCUGGUUAACGAACCUGCGGGGUAUUAUAGUCAGGAGCUGCUCGAUACAACCAGGAACUACUACACGGAUACGUACCCGACCGUGAGGAACGACGGGAGUCUGGUGGUCGUUUUGCACGAUGCGUUCCAGAGCUUCUCAUACUGGUCUGGCUUCUUGACUGAGGCUAAUGGCGGGUCGUGGGUCAUGAUGGACACGCAUAUCUACCAAGUAUUCGAAGACUAUUAUCUCGAGAUGUCUUGGGAUGACCACAUAUCGAACGCCUGCUCAAACGCGGGUAAUCUAGCAUCCAACGACCUCUGGACGAUCGUCGGUGAGUGGAGUACCGCCUCCACCGACUGCGCGACAUACAUCAACGGACGAGGGAUGGGGUCACGCUACGACGGGUCGUACGGCGAUGGCGCGGCUGCUAUUGGGAACUGUUACGGUCAGAGUGGGAGCAGCAGUACGUUUUCGAGCGAGUACAAGACGUUCUUGAGGCAGUUCUGGGAGGCGCAGGUCAGCACGUACGAGCAGGGUGAUGGAUGGAUAUACUGGUGUUGGAAGAACGAGGAUGCGGAUGACUGGUCGUACUCUGCUGGCUUAGCUGGAGGGUGGAUCUCAUCAGACCCGGAUGAUAGGGAGUACCCGAACAUCUGUGGCUGAGCUGGUUCGUGUCUGUUUGAAUGUCGUACGCUCCUUUAUGCCGCAGCUUGGUUUUCAGUCGUUGGAGUUUCUCAACCCUUGGCUGAGUACGAGUAUUCUAUGUAUUAAUACAUUCCACGAGAAACAUAACGCC
Dacryopinax primogenitus is the source of this 1414-nucleotide messenger RNA. Its product is annotated as glycoside hydrolase. The record is from RefSeq and is a predicted model, not a curated record. The transcript is spliced from 4 exons. Gene Ontology annotation, molecular function: beta-glucosidase activity. Gene Ontology annotation, cellular component: cell surface; extracellular region. NCBI's taxonomy places the organism in Eukaryota, Fungi, Basidiomycota, Dacrymycetes, Dacrymycetales, Dacrymycetaceae. Gene Ontology annotation, biological process: glucan catabolic process. The coding region runs from base 1 to 1281 and encodes 426 amino acids.